Messenger RNA from Ceratosolen solmsi marchali, 218 nucleotides. RefSeq names its product homeobox protein DBX1-like. Lineage: Eukaryota; Metazoa; Arthropoda; Insecta; Hymenoptera; Agaonidae. The coding region runs from base 3 to 218 and encodes 71 amino acids. The record is from RefSeq and is a predicted model, not a curated record. Gene Ontology annotation, biological process: regulation of transcription by RNA polymerase II. The transcript has a single exon.
GUAUGAAGUGGCGCAACAGCAAGGAACGCGAACUCCUGGCGACGGGUGGCUCCCGCGAGCAGACCCUACCCAACAAGAACAAUCCGAAUCCGGACCUCAGCGACGCGGACGGCGACAGGCAGCGGAUGGACCUGAGCGACGCGAGUCCUCUCACCAGCCCCCAGAGGCCGGAGGAUCACAGUGACAACGAGGACGAUGAGGAGAUCAACGUCACGUGA